AGUCGGAAUCGGAAGUAAGUUUAACACAACUAACCUCACAAUCCGAGCGAUUGUUAUUGUCUCUGCGUUUGUUUUGGUUUAGGAGUAGAAAAUAAAUUUCUAAAAAUGUCUUUUAAAAUAAAAGAGGAACACCUGGAAGUAUUGGUAGACUUCAUGGAAAAUCACUAUGAUUUUGCCACUGGACGGUUAUCCACAAACAAUGCAAAAGAUGAAUAUCAACAACUAUGGCUCAAUCUAACUAUUAGAUUAAAUUCUCUAGGAUUAGGAGAGAGAACAAGAAAAAAAUGGCAAAAGACAUGGACUGAUUACAAGUGUAGCCUAAAAAGAAAAGUGACCGAAAUAAAAAGAGCACAAGAAGACACAAGCGGGGGGCCAGAAAUGAAAAAACAACUAAACAACUUGGAAAUGAGAAUUUUGUCUGCGCUUGGAAAUAAUUUUUAUGAAAGUUGUGGAAUCCAAGAGAGAGACCUUUAUUAUUUAAUUCCUAGUACCUCUGGUGUCUCAUCCAAAAUUGAAAUUAUUAAUGAAGAUGAUGAUAUUUGUAAUAUGAUGCCAAAAAGAAAGAAAAGUGUUGCAGUCGAUAAUUUUUAUUUAGUUCCCGCUGAAAAAAGUAAACCCCUUACAAAAAAAAUGAAGAGUUGUGAUACAUGUCAAAAUAAUGACAAUCUGUAUAAGGAAACAAUUGAAUGUUUGAAGAAUAUCGAGACCAACAUUUCAACAAAUUUAAAGGAAAUUAAUAACACAAUAAGUUCAAAAUUUGAUGAACUUAUUAAUGCAGUUUUAAAAAGCAAGGGUCGUCUUGAAUCGGAGGAAAGUCCAUGAUUUUGUUUCCUGUCCACAUUAUUGUUUUUGUUAAACACAAGACGACUUAAGGUGUUUCAGUUCCUUCAAUAAUAACUCACGUUUUUAUUUAUAAGAUUACUGUAUGGAAGUUCAAUAUCUCAGUUGUUUUUGAAAAUCGCAGAAAAUGUCAAAAACAAAAGUUUUACAGUUCACAGAGGCGCCUAUUGUAAAAAUAUUUUUAAUAUACAGGGUACCCCCAAAAAUAAGACAACAUAACGUUAAUUUUUUUCAAACAGACAACCUGUAUUUUAUUUUUAUUUUCAAUUUUAGUAAAAAAUUAAGUAAAUCUAAAUUCAAUUGAAGCCUUUGACAUUCGAAAAUUGACUUUUUCACACUUUGACAAGCUGUAGCACCCACACGGUUGAAAUUAAAGUAAAACGGUUUACAUGUCCUUGCCUUAGUUUUUUGUACCUUGUGUUUCAUUAAGAGAGGUAGCAGCUAUAUUUUAGAAAUAAUAGUACAGCUUCGGCGGGAAAAUAUUUUUAAUAGAAACGGUCAAGUUUGUAGAUUGGCCGCUAGGAAGCGUAAUUGUGGCGUCAAAACAUAAAAAUAAAUUUUCUCAAAAAAAUACUUUAAUCUUCAUUGUUUUCCGAUCAGGUGUAAUUUUUGUCAGUUGUGAAAUAGAGUGGUGGGGGAAGGUUAAACUUUAAUUUGGAAAAAUGUUCAUAACUUCGGUUUGGUUUUACUGAAUUUAGGGAACUUGGUUUUUUUUUUUUUAGAAGAAAUUUUCCAGCCUCAUUUUUAGCAGUUUAAACUGUGGCUGCUUAGGUUUUACGAACGCCGCUAGAGGGAGUUAAGUUAAAAACUAACAUUUUGCGAACAUAAAAACUGACAUUUUGCGAAUACUAAAUUAAAUAAAAUUUAAAAUAAAUGCCUUUAUACGAGGAAAAUCAAAACAACACCUAAGAGUAAAGUGCCCUUAUAUAUGUUACCGGCAAAGCCCGUUACGCAGUCAUACCUAGGUUUGUCUAGGCAAAGUCCGCAUUGCCGGGCCACUUUAGGCAAAGUCGGAAAUUAGUUGAUAUUUCCGACAUUGCCUGCACUAUUGUAAGACAAUCUUAGGUUUACCAAAUAUGUAGCAGGCAAACUCCGAAAUAACCUACCGCAUUACUAUCCUACCUACUGUCAAUAUUAUACCUAUGUACGAGUAAGAAGCACAGUUUGCGAUAGAAAAAAAAACAAAUUAAUUUGUAUUAAUAAUUUAUUGUCUUUUAAAGAACAAUCACAAAUAAAAUAAACUUUCAUACUAAAAAAAAACAACUGAAAGCAUAUUGAGGUAUAAUCAGAGUGGACCCUUAUAAAAUACACUUGGUAUUGUUUAUUAUGACACUUAUUAAAGAAAUAGGCAUUCGCAAAAAAAAACACAUUCAAAAAACCAACUAAAAAGAUAUUGAGGUAGAAUCAAAGAGGUCUCUUUGGGCAAAGUUUCUUUGGGUAGAAUUAGGGCUCCUGCAUGAUACACUUUUUGGUACAGUUACAUCUUUGAAACCCUUGCCCUCCAAAUGAACUGUACCCACUUAUUUCGCGAAGUGAUAGUUCUAUGUUCGGGACGUCUUCGAUUUUAAAAAAUUGUUCCUUGCAACUUUGGAUUUGGUUUCUUGCAUAUAGAAAACUGAUUACACCAUGUUUAGUACCGAUUUUAUAAAAACCAUCUGCAAUUUUUUCCAUUACAACUCAUAGGGCAUCUCCAUUGCCUCUGUCUAAACUCGAAACUGGCACUGUGACUGAUUCCCCUACCUGAAUUUCCGGAAACUUUUUCUGCGAUAGCUGCUUCAUUUUCUCUGCUUGAACUCUCAAUCCUUCGUAGGCAACUUCUUUGUUUAUAGUUGCAGAAAUUGUCUGGGCACAGCGGAGGCAUAGAAUUGAUGCUUCAAAACCCUCCUCGGGAUGCUUUUUCUUCUUGUGACAGGCUUCACAUAACCCUAAGUAAAGUGUAAUGCAUUCUCGAGUUACGUUAGCAUAUUUGUUGCUUAGUGCUUUAAUCAUAAUAUCUCUUCCAGCAUGACCACAUUGCUUGUGAGCAUUAUCUAGCACCUCAAACAAUUCUUCAUUGGGGACAAAGUAUUUCACUUCAGUGACUUGCGCAGACAAUGGCAAAAUUAACUUUUUAAUGCCCCCAACAAGUAACACAUCGUAACGUUUGAGACGCCGAUAUUGAAGAGUUGUUUUUUUGGCAACCUGCUUGGCUUCUUCAACUUCUUUAAUUAAUGCCUCGUACUUUUCUAUCGAUGGAAUGUAAAAAGAAUUUAUUGGUUUCUGCAUACUCUCUAAUUUCUUCAAAAAUUUCGCCAUUAUUUCACCCGCGCCACUCAUAUCUACUUGCAUAUGUCUUGUUGGUCACAAAUCCAAUAAAGAUUAAACCCAACUGAACACAACGGCCACUUAACCGAACUAAACACAAAAGUCCAUGCAGAAUAAGAAUUCAGUGGAAUCGGAAUAUUAACUUAUUUCGUAGUUUGCCUGCUACACAUCUAGCAAACCUAAGAUUGUCGUACCACAGUGUAGGCAAUGUCCGAAAUAUCGAAUAAUUUCGGACUUUGCCUAAAGUGGCCCGACAAUGGGGGCUUUGCCUAGGCAAACCUAGGUAUGACUUCAUAACGGACUUUUCCGGUAACAUAUACACUUUGCUAAGUGAAUACUCAUAUAAAGUCACAAAAUACUCAUUUAAAACGCGUAUGAAAAGAUUUGUGAAAAAAUUGUUUAAGGAUGUAAUUUUUUUAUGUAAGUGUCCUGAGUUUUUUCUGUAAAUAAAGUGUGAAUUCGACAAAAUGGGCAUUGGUUAGUUAUGCAUUCGAUAUGUGCCCAGCAAACACAAACAUAACAAAGUAACUUACAUGUUACAUAAUAACUCACAUGAUUACUGUAAAUAUUACCUAAGUACAUGUAAGGAACAAUGUUAUAUAUCAGAAGACAUGUAACAUUUAUAAUACUAUUGUAACAUUUAAUAUGCUUCAUUAUUACCGCACAUAUGUAUACAUUACUUUUUUUAAGUCUUAAAAAUAUUACUUAUGCAUAAUUACGAUGUUCUUAUGAGAAAUGAUUACAGAAAUGUUUCUUUCUUAGAUAACAAUUAUACAUUCUUAGCAUAUUCUUAGUAUAUAGUUUUUAAGAAUAUGCAUAUACCUACUGAGAAUAUACUUUAUUUGCAUUUAGUACAUUCUCAGAAUGUACUAAGUAUGUGUUACGGGACCUUGUUUAUACACGUGCUAUGCAGAUAUUGAAAAUGUACUUCAAGUAUGUGUACAGUAUGUAAUAUUUCAUAUAUUUCAUUUGAUAGUACCUUCUAAGUAUAUGCUAAGUAUUUAAAUUUAGCAUAUACUAGGCAUAUCGCUGCCCCAAUUCAAAAAAUAUCUCCAAAUCAGCCAUUUUGAGAUAAAUUACUUUAAAAAAUUUUCUUUACUAAUUUGUAAGAUUUUUCUUUACUAAUUUGUAAGAUUUUUUUUACUAAUUUGUAAGAUUUGUAAUUUAUUAUUAAAAUAAAUAGAAAAAUAAAUAUUUUAAGAUAUUAUAGUGUUUAAUUAUUUUAAUAGACCUUGCCCUUCUUGCUAAGAAUACAUUCUUAUCUCAAACCCUAAAAUUUUUGAGAUGUUACAAUUUUGAACUGGGACAGCGAUAUACUGGACACCCUAAUACAGGAUGUUUCAUUAAUAUUGAACAUUAAAGAAUAAGUGUAUAUAAUGAAAAUCGAAAAUAUUUUUUAAAUCUUUAUUUACAAAAAUUAAUACUUAUUCUUAUUACAAAUUCUUUAUUUGGCCUCAACCAACCAAAAGUUUAUUGUAUCGAUGGCUUGCGUUACUUUGCUUGCUUACAUUGGAUCGUUAUUGAACCUAAAAAAAAAAAAACAAACUUUGUACAUAUGCAAAUUAAGUGUACAUAACUAAUUGAAUAUUUUAUAUAUUUUUGUCGAACGUAAAACAUUAAAAAUUGUACGGCAUUCCACCAAUAAAAACAAGAGUUGCAUACAUAAUUAUUAUGUUUAGUAAAAAUUUAAAUAUAUUUUUGUUAAUUACUUA
Molecule: messenger RNA, 4856 nt
Organism: Psylliodes chrysocephalus
Lineage: Eukaryota; Metazoa; Arthropoda; Insecta; Coleoptera; Chrysomelidae
Source: the annotation of a GenBank genome assembly